AUGGCUCAACCAUCCUCUGACAACUCUGAGGAAGACCUGGGCACCAACAAAACCGGGACCUCCAAAGUAGAGCCCUCUGAAACGGAGCCCUCUGGAACAGAGACCUCAGAAAUGGAGCCCUCUGAACCGGAGCCCUAUGAUGCCGAGCCAAAGAAGGCGAAACAAAAGACAGCUAAGGGCCACCGCCACCGCCACCGCUGCCGCUGCCGCUGCCGCUGCUGUCCAAACAACUUUGCAAGGUUCGCCACCUAUUUCCCCAGGGUACUGAGGCAAGUGCACACAGGCCUGAGCCUCUCCCAUGAGGUCGUGAACGUCAUGGAUUCGUUCGUGAAGGAUAUGUUUGAGCAGAUAGCUGGAGAGGCCAGGCACCUGGCCUGCUCCAACAAGCACUGCACUAUCACGAGUGGAGAGAUCCAGACAGCUGUGCAUCUUCUCUUGCCUGGGGAGAUCGGCAAGUACGCAGUGUCCAAGGCCACCAAGUCAGUCAUCAGAUACAACACCCGCAGAUGA
Rangifer tarandus platyrhynchus (Svalbard reindeer) is the source of this 510-nucleotide messenger RNA. NCBI's taxonomy places the organism in Eukaryota, Metazoa, Chordata, Mammalia, Artiodactyla, Cervidae. The record is from the annotation of a GenBank genome assembly.